AUGGCCGCAUGUGCCUACAUCGUACAAAAGGGAAUAUCCGAACUGCUGGCUGGAAAAUGUAAGCUGCCACGUCUAAAAGGCAAACCCACUAUACCGAAGAUUCGAAAGAAAAUAUCCAUAACCAGUGUCCAUGUUCUCACCUAUUCGGAAAUUGCGUUGAGUUGGAUCAGAAGCACAGCCAAAGGAGAAUCAGCUGGAGUCUUUGUGAACAAUCGCAGAAGAGAAGUCCAUCAGCUCGUCAAGGAUAUGCCAGUUGCGGUAACGUUCGGCUCUGUGAAAACAUCCGAGAAUCCCGCCGACAGUGCCAAAAGGGGCAUGCGAAAAGAAGAGUUCAAGCGACACCUCUGGUGGAAAGGCCCGAGCUUCAUUACCAAACCACCCACGGAUUGGGACAAAGAACCUAGUCGACUGGAAGCGGCACAAAAGCUUAGCAUCAUGCAAAAGUACGAUAGCUUUCGCGCUCCGGUUCAUCAAAGGGAUGACAACAGAGCCGUACGUGACAGCGAAAGAAAGAGAAAUGGCGUCGAAGGUACUUGUCAAGAAUCAUCAACGCGUUCAUGUUACCGAUCCCAGGAAGCGAGUUUUGAAGCAGUUGAAACUACACCUCGACGAAAGUGGAAUCUUGCGGCGCAGAGACGCCCUGAAAAAACAAAUCUAAGCUAUGAUGUACGGCAGCCAAUCCUUAUCGAAACCAAAACGGACCUCGUCAGAAUGAUCGUCCAAGAAGCCCACACAGGACUCCACUGCGGCAUUGCGCAUACAACGGCAAACGUGAGGCAGAAUUAUUGGAUUCCAAAGUUGCGGCAGCUAACACGAAGUGUCAUCCGGAAGUGCCUCCCGUAUCAGGAGUUUAACAACUUUCCCUUCGUCUACCCCGACAUGCAGGAUGUUCCAGAAUGCAGAAUCCGAAGAACCCGACCAUUUGAGCACAUCGGGAUUGACUUUUUCGGACCACUAGCAGCCAAAGAGAACGUGGUUGCGAUAAAAGUUUAUGGCAUCAUCAUGACCUGUGCCACUACACACCUACUUCAUUUUGAACUGGCGGGAGACAUGUCAACAACGGCGGUGUUACACGCAUUGAGGAGAUUUUUUGCGCGAAGAGGAGUUCCAUCCAUGAUAAUCUCCGAUAACGGACCAUCGUUCCUGCUUGGGAACGAUAUUCUGAAGGCAGCCACUACCUCUAUUCCCAAUGACGUCUCGCUCGCGAAAACAAUGGCCACGAAAGGGAUUGUAUGGAAGACAAUAACGCCCUACGUUCCCUGGCAGGGAGCUUUUUACGAGAGACUUAUUAAAUCAGUGAAGCAAUCUCUUUACAAAACCACGUCUUGGAAAACGUCACGUCGAAUGGACACGUUUUGGACAAAGAAGCCGCUGACCUACCAAGAAGAACAGUGGGAGGAUACCCCAAUGCUCCUCCGUCCAAUCGAUUUCAUACAAAGAGAGAUGAUCGUCACAUAUCCACUGGAGUACGCACGAGACAGUUCCGAUGACAAAGAAUACCUCCCUAGUGAAGAAAUCUACGCACUCGUCGCCAAACCCAAGAAGCCUUGA
This is a messenger RNA of Necator americanus (New World hookworm), 1551 nucleotides long. RefSeq lists its product as uncharacterized. The transcript is spliced from 4 exons. Gene Ontology annotation, biological process: DNA integration. The record is from RefSeq and is a predicted model, not a curated record. Gene Ontology annotation, molecular function: nucleic acid binding. The coding region runs from base 1 to 1551 and encodes 516 amino acids. Lineage: Eukaryota; Metazoa; Nematoda; Chromadorea; Rhabditida; Ancylostomatidae.